This is a messenger RNA of Necator americanus (New World hookworm), 234 nucleotides long. RefSeq lists its product as uncharacterized. Bases 1 to 234 code for a protein of 77 amino acids. Lineage: Eukaryota; Metazoa; Nematoda; Chromadorea; Rhabditida; Ancylostomatidae. The record is from RefSeq and is a predicted model, not a curated record. The transcript has 3 exons.
AUGGGAUCCAGUAGCACUAAACCGAUGGCGAUGUACUACGAGCCGCGACGACGGCGACAUGAUGUCAGCAGUAAUUUCUCCAAAGAAUACUCACAGUAUUGGUCAGGGACGUCGAAAAGCUCGGAUUUUUCCAUCGAAAGAAACGCCUACUCGUUUUCCACAAGUGAAGACUACUCACCCACGCGUGAUAAUCGACGAUACUCGCAAUUCGUGUCAUCAUUUGGAAAGAGCUAG